Molecule: messenger RNA, 1632 nt
Organism: Aaosphaeria arxii CBS 175.79
Lineage: Eukaryota; Fungi; Ascomycota; Dothideomycetes; Pleosporales
Product: voltage-gated K+ channel beta subunit
Exons: 3
Coding region: 352-1419 (355 amino acids)
Source: RefSeq, a predicted model, not a curated record
AAAGCCGUAGCACAUUUCGAAUCUUCUGGCAUAACGACCGCAAAUCGGGACCACUACCAAUAGGGGGUUUGUAGGAAUACCUGCCGGGCCAAUAGAGUCUACCAGUCCUGAAGAGGGAUCCCAUCCCAUUUCGGCGGGGCCCACUAGAGGAUUACCCCACUGUGCACACAUAGUACAUGAGCUCAGUUCAUGCCGCAAUAAUGGGGAAUACCAUCGCAAUUCGUGCCUUUCAGACUAGUUUUGUGUAUAUAUUUCGACAAGCCGUACAGUUCUCCUCAAAGUAUUCCAAUCACAUUCUCUUGAAGAAGUUUGUUUCGCCUCCUUGAUCACGUUUAUAUCAAAUCCUACAACAUGUCUACCCCACCAUCCGAUCUGCCCCAAAUGGAGUAUCGAUUUGUCGGUCGCUCUGGAUUGCAAGUGUCCGCUAUCUCUCUUGGAGGGUGGUUAACAUACGGUGGACAUGUACAGGAUGAGACGACAUUCGCCAUUUUGAAAGCGGCCUACGACAUCGGCAUCAACUUCUUUGAUCUUGCAGAGGGCUAUGCCGGAGGUGAAAGUGAAGCUGUUAUUGGAAGAGCGAUCAAGCAUUUCGGCUGGAAGAGAAACGAUCUCGUCAUUUCCACCAAGAUCAACUGGGGAGCUGCCAACUCUGCUCAUCCAGCACCCCGCAACCAGAUCAACAACGUCGGUCUGUCGAGGAAACACAUCAUUGAGGGAACCGACGCAGCUCUUGCUCGUCUCCAGCUCUCCUACGUCGACAUCCUCUACGCUCACCGUCCAGACAGGCAGACUCCUAUCGAGGAGACUGUGCGUGCCUUCAACCACCUCAUUGACCAGGGUAAGAUCUUCUAUUGGGGCACUUCUGAGUGGCUCGGGUCCGAGAUUGAGGAGGCCUGGGCGGUUGCGGAUCGCCUUGGGCUCGUGGGUCCUAUUGUCGAGCAGCCUGGUUACUCUCUCCUUCGCCGCGAGAAGGUCGACGAGGACUUCAAGAAUGCACGAUUGUACGAGCGUCGGGGACUCUCGUUGACGAGCUUCUCGCCUCUUGCUGGCGGUAUUCUCACCGGCAAAUACGUCGAUGGCAUUCCUCCUGAUAGCCGCCUGGCACAAUCCAAAGACAAGUACAUCCAAGGACUGAGCAAAACCGUGGGCAAUGACGAAUGGAACAAGCAACAGGAGUCUGUCAAGGGCUUGAUCAAGAUUGCCGAGAAGCUCGGAACAGACGUUGCAACAUUGAGUUUGGCGUGGGUCUUGAGCAACAAGAAUGUUGCCAGUGCGAUCACGGGAGCCAGUCGCCCUGAGCAGCUGUACCAGACCAUCAAGGCGGUCGACGUUGUCAAGAAACUCGACCAGAAGGUGCUGGACGAGAUCGAGGCUGUCGUGAACAACAAGCCUGCCGAGCUACCUUUGAGAUACGCAUAAUCGGGAGACAUGGCGGUGUCACCAGCAUAGAGAAAUGAUCAAACAAGCAUUCUUCAGAAAAUACGUAUAUUGAUGCGAGUGGAUCAGGCCAACGGCAGUCAAGCAAAAAGAAAGAGAGCUAGACUCAAUUCGAAGUCAAGAGCAAAAAAAAGAAGCAUUAUGAAAAAAAGGCAAAAAAAUAUAAGAAUCUGGCGAUUAAGCCCGACGUGGGGC